Dibothriocephalus latus is the source of this 312-nucleotide messenger RNA. The record is from the annotation of a GenBank genome assembly. Lineage: Eukaryota; Metazoa; Platyhelminthes; Cestoda; Diphyllobothriidea; Diphyllobothriidae.
AUGCAUCCUAAGGAUAGGGUUGGCUACCUCGACAAAAGGGAAGUCAUCUACAAAAUCUCAUGCGAAGCUUGUGAUACGGCAUAUUGCGGCCAAGCACGAAGAUACGUCUCCACACGCAUCCACGAGCACCAGUUGGCAGUAAAGAGAUGUGACCAUUUGUCCGAAGUGGCUAUGCAUUACCUGGACACUGGAUACACCUUUGAAUGGGACAAAAAACGCAUUGUUUGCCCUCCAAAAAAGGCCGAAGAUUUCUUGAGAUUAUGCACUCCGAUGAUUCAUGCAUCAAUCGGCGUAUCGAGUUGGCUGGAGUGA